CUUUCCAAAAGAAUAUCUAAAAAAUUUUCCAGGUAUUAGAGAGCCUUUUACUUAUGGAUUCAUCAUCUUUCUUCCCCAAGCACUUCAUCACCAUCCUCUUCCUCUUCACUGCAACUUUGCAGUCAAUAGCCAUCUUUUCUAUAUGUCUCUCUAUUGGAAAAUUCUAACGAACACAAAAAAGCCCAAUUUGUCAUUCUUCGUCAAACCCCAAAACAUAUACAGCUUUCUCUGUUUAUUAACUAGUUAUAACCUUUGCAGAAGGCAGUUUUGGCAUCUCUUUCAUUUCUAUGACACUCUUAUUUGAUCAUUUUUCUUCCAAAAAAUCUCGAAUUUUCCAUGAGAGCAUUUCAUUUAUGGAUUCAUCAUCAUUAUCAUCUAUGUUGUUACCAUCCAUCCUAAAACAACUCAUCACCAUCCUCUUCAUCUUCUCUGGAACUCUGUCAACAAUAUCUCACUGCAGCAGCAGCCGCGAAGAAGAAGAACGCUAUACAGAUUGUGGUCGUACCUACAGUUGUGGUGACCUCAAAAACAUUUCCUACCCUUUCUGGGGAACUGAUUUCAGGCCCCCAACCUGCGGUCGAGAAGGCUUCGAGAAUGAGUGCCGAAACAACAACCAAUCGCUUAUACAAAUCAAUGAUCAACAGUUUCGAAUUCUGGGCAUCUACCAAACUGGUUACAGAAUGAAAAUUGCAAGAACUGAUCUCCUCGAAUCUGAUAGUCUCUGCAACCAAAAUGCUGCUGUUGCCAUCACUUUGAAUUACACGCUGUUCGAUUAUGCACCAAGCGUUUGAAACCUGACAUUAAUCUAUAGCUGCCAACAAUAUCAAACUUUUGGGGGAUUACUAAAUAACUUUACGUGCGAUGCGAACGAGCAGACCGUUUACUAUACCACAGAUGAACGGUUUCUCAGCACACCUGACAGUGCAAGCAUCCAGAAAUAUUGUAAACCUUUCCAGGUUCCGGUUUUAUGGAGUUCCAAUGAUGAGAACCCUGAUGGGAUUGGCAAGGAAGAAGUAGAGCAAGCUGUGAGACAGGGUUUUGAUGUAGAAUACAGCCACCAAUUAACUUUUAUGUGUGACGAAUGUGAGAGGUCAGGUGGGAGUUGCGGAUCUAAUGCCACCAAUGAUGG
This is a messenger RNA of Ziziphus jujuba (common jujube), 1129 nucleotides long. Its product is annotated as LEAF RUST 10 DISEASE-RESISTANCE LOCUS RECEPTOR-LIKE PROTEIN KINASE-like 2.8. Gene Ontology annotation, molecular function: polysaccharide binding. The transcript has a single exon. The record is from RefSeq and is a predicted model, not a curated record. NCBI's taxonomy places the organism in Eukaryota, Viridiplantae, Streptophyta, Magnoliopsida, Rosales, Rhamnaceae. Bases 288 to 791 code for a protein of 167 amino acids.